CCAUCUCUAAGGAUACGGCGCCGCACAAUCAGCUGCUGCUGAUGCCGCCGCCACAGCCGGCCUCUCCAGCGUCUACACCUCACGUGCCCUAACCGACUCCUACCUAUCCGACCUGACCCUACGGUACCUUUCCGGGUCGGACCCUUCCGCCUCCCCCACCGACCACCAUAGCCGAAGUAGCUCUAUGUAUCUGGCGACGUCGCAUUUGAUGUCCCAGCGUUCCUGAUGUCGAGCCCGGCGUUCCCGGCGUCAAACGAACCUAAGAAGGUUCCACUUGUCGCUCCAAGUGAAUUCCUUUCAGAGAGACCUGGAGAGCCAGAUUGUCCAUACCUUAUAAAGACUCAAAGAUGCAAAUUUGGUAUGAGGUGCAAGUUCAAUCAUCCGAAGGACAAACUAGCUGCUGCUGUUGCUUCAGAAAAUUCUGAUGUUUUUGCCUUACCUGAGAGGCCUUCUGAACCCCCAUGCGCAUUCUACUUGAAAAUGGGGCAAUGUAAGUUUGGUGCAACCUGCAAAUUUCAUCAUCCGAAAGAUAUCCAGAUACCAUCAGCCCAGCAAGAGAAUAAAAUUGGAGAAAUUGGGACAACUAUUCAGCUAGAGGGAACUGGAUUUGCUGUGAAGCCUCCUGCACUAUCAUUUAACUCCAAGGAGCUUCCUGUAAGACCGGUUGAACCCGAAUGUCCAUUCUACCUGAAAACUGGAAGUUGCAAGUAUGGAGCCACUUGGGCAUGACUGAAGAGAACAGAAAAGGCACUAUGAGACAAUCUUGUUGCUGCCUCCACCACGCACUCAGUGCCGUUGGCAAUACCUCCUUUGGUGAGAAGAAGGCCACUCAGCUUACAACACUAGUUCUCCAAUUCUUGUUGCCCAAGGCUCAGAGCAUCAAUUGCAACUUUUACUUCAUCAGAGUGGGAUGACAUCCUUAUGCUAUGGAUGAUCCUUGCCCCAAAAAUGGCACACCAAAUUCCUCAACAAGUUAAGUAGGAAGUUUGUAAUUAGUAAUCUUACGGCAUGAAUUCUUAAUAAAGUACUGCAACAUAAAAAAGGGCCUUCAUGUGAUCCACGAAGACCUGAUAAUCAGCUUGAGUUGAAUUUUAUUGAGAAAAUUCUCAGUGCAGUCAGGACCCCAAAUCAGACCAAUGCCUUUCUCUAUAUUUAAAGAAAGACCAGGAGUGAUUGAGGGAUCCGACCACAUCACGUCACCAGGAAUCAAGUUGGGACCUUCCCAUGGAGCAUUACUACGACACUUCUUUCUCUUUGAUGAUCCUCUAUGGGAAGGUCCCAACUUGAUUCCUUGUGAUGUGAUGUGGUUGAUUCCUCAAUUACUCUUGGUCUUUCUCUAAAUAUAAAGAAAGGCGUUGGUCUGAUUUGGUGUCCUGACUGCACUGAGAAAUUUCUCAAUAAAUUUCAACUCAAGUUGAUUAUUAGAUCGCAUGAAGGCUCUGCACGGGAAAAUAGGACAUUACUGAUUACAAA
This is a messenger RNA of Prunus mume (Japanese apricot), 1473 nucleotides long. Its product is annotated as zinc finger CCCH domain-containing protein 37-like. NCBI's taxonomy places the organism in Eukaryota, Viridiplantae, Streptophyta, Magnoliopsida, Rosales, Rosaceae. The record is from RefSeq and is a predicted model, not a curated record. Gene Ontology annotation, molecular function: metal ion binding; mRNA binding.